Messenger RNA from Auxenochlorella protothecoides, 261 nucleotides. RefSeq lists its product as hypothetical. The record is from RefSeq and is a predicted model, not a curated record. NCBI's taxonomy places the organism in Eukaryota, Viridiplantae, Chlorophyta, Trebouxiophyceae, Chlorellales, Chlorellaceae. The transcript is spliced from 2 exons. Bases 1 to 261 code for a protein of 86 amino acids.
AUGGAUGCUCGGAGGUCGACAACCACCUGCUCCGCUCAUAACACCGAGGACACCAACCGUCGGAAGGUGCUGGCCGCUAUCCCCCUUGUCGGCCUUGCCUUCGGCAGCGUACAGAGUGCCAGCGCCAACAUCACCGCUGGCAAGAGCUCCACGAAGGCCUCGGCUGACGGUUACAACAUGACUGGGAUCAAGCGUCAAGGCCUCACCAAGGCCCAGAAGAGGGAGAUCCUGGACCGCAAGCGCGCGAGCGCCCAGGAGUAG